Acanthoscelides obtectus is the source of this 598-nucleotide messenger RNA. The record is from the annotation of a GenBank genome assembly. NCBI's taxonomy places the organism in Eukaryota, Metazoa, Arthropoda, Insecta, Coleoptera, Chrysomelidae.
CAGUUAAAUUGACUUUAUAAUCAAUAAAAUAGAGGAACUGUGUUAUGCAGUCCAAACAUCUAGAAGCAAAACAACAAAGUAUCACUACUGUCUGAACGCUACUCAUUUAUCCGAGGAUCAAAUUUGUCCUACGAAAUGAAGUAUUUCACGAAGAUCAAUUCCAAAUGCACGAAUACCACAAUGACAAUGCCAAGGCACCCCUCAAAUCGACGCACCACUUUAUCUUCGCUCUCCCUCCUGGCAUCUGAACAACCAGGCCUAACAGACCUUCUGACUGACACUACUUUGACCAAGAGCAAAAGUCCUACGAACCUUUCGAGAAGACAAUGGAGAAUAAGAGGUGAUAUGUAUGUUCGAGUAGCUGAAGGACAUAGAGAAAAUAGAUAGCUGAGCUAUUCAACCAUUUUUGACGUUGUAUGAUAUUUUUCGUUUCUAUUUGGCUGAUCAGGCGGGCAAAACGGAAACAACCUUAAUAAAGCAUAUAAUCUGGAUGCGCAAUUAAGAAAAUUGUUAUUAAAGCCCAUCCAGCACAGUGAACCUAUUAGAGGGGAACUGGAAUGAGAAAAUUACUCCGGGGAAAAUAGGUUGCUGAUGACGC